Messenger RNA from Hibiscus syriacus, 1277 nucleotides. RefSeq names its product WAT1-related protein At5g64700-like. Gene Ontology annotation, molecular function: transmembrane transporter activity. The coding region runs from base 43 to 1197 and encodes 384 amino acids. Gene Ontology annotation, cellular component: plasma membrane. NCBI's taxonomy places the organism in Eukaryota, Viridiplantae, Streptophyta, Magnoliopsida, Malvales, Malvaceae. The record is from RefSeq and is a predicted model, not a curated record. The transcript is spliced from 8 exons.
UAUUCGUAUCGAGAUUUUUCAGUAGGAGAAGGAGGACCGGCGAUGGUGGCAACGGCGAAGAGAUGGUUGGUUUGGUCGCAGAUGGUGGCCAGCAUGUUGGCGGUGCAGGUCUUCGCCACCGGACAACAGCUGCUUUCUAAAGUCAUACUGAAUCAAGGAACCUUCAUCUUUUCAUUCAUGGCUUACCGGCAUUUGGUCGCCGCCCUCUGCGUCGCUCCUUUUGCUUUCUUCCUCGAAAGAGCUGAUUCAAAGAAGCUGGCCUGGUCGACAUGGUUCUGGCUCUUCAUCAAUGCCUUAACCGGGAUAACAAUGGCGAUGGGAUUGUUUUAUUAUGGUCUUCGAGACACAACGGCAACAUAUUCCACCAACUUCCUGAAUGUAAUUCCGAUCGUCACCUUCGUCUUCUCCAUCCUUUUACGAAUGGAGAAGCUGGGACUAGAUAGCAAAGCAGGGAAGAUUAAGACGAUGGGUGCAAUUAUAUGUGUCGGGGGAGCGCUGACGACGAGUCUUUAUAAGGGAAAAGAAUUCAACCUCAUUCAUGAUCACCGCCAUUUCCACUCACCUGCUGCCAUGGAAGUCUCGAGCUCGAACUGGACUCGAGGAAGUUUCAUGCUUGUUGGUAGCUGCUUGUGUUAUGCUAUUUGGUACAUAUUGCAGGUGAAGUUGCUCCGAGUGUUUCCGUCGAGAUACCGGGCAACGCUGAUAACAUGCAUCAUGGCGUCGGUCCAAUCGACAGCAAUCGGCCUGUGUUUAGACAGGCGAGAGGCUGCUUGGAGAUUAGAGUGGAACCUGCAACUAGUAACCAUAGUUUACUCGGGAGCACUAAGCACGGCGGCAACAUUCUGCCUACUGACAUGGGCGAUUGCAAAGCGAGGCCCUACUUAUGCCCCGAUGUUCAACCCGUUGUCCCUGAUAUUCAUCGCGGUAUCGGAAGCUCUGUUACUCGGAGAACCGAUGAGACUCGGAAUCGUGGUAGGCACGGUUAUGAUCAUAGUUGGCCUGUACUCGUUCCUGUGGGGAAGAAGGAAGGAGUCGAAAUUGUCGGGCAAGGCAAAUGCGGGAGAUGAAGCAUCACCGAAACCAGUUCCCGGAUCGGAAGAUAUGCAGUUGAAGACCUAUGAAACAUCACCUGCUAAUGUCAAAAGCGUUUAUGCUGCCAUGGAAGAAGGAGGUCUAAAAGUUGGUGUGAAGUCCUGAAAUCACUAGGAGCCUCAAUUUUGUAAAGGCCUAAUUUAAUUAAGAAACUAGGAAACUAGCUAGGCUCUCGGAUUUCAGAA